GGGCGCUGGCGGAGGGCAGCGGCGGAGAGGGGGAAUGUGGUCCCGGGGUCAGGUGCUCGCGGCGGUGGGCACUGCCGCGCUCCUGCUCCUCCUCCUCUCGCUGCUGGUGAGGCAGCUGCUCAAGCAGAGGCGGCCGCCCGGUUUCCCGCCGGGGCCCCGGGGGCUGCCCCUCAUCGGCAACAUCUACUCGCUGGCCGCGGACCAACCGCAUGUCUAUAUGAAGAGGCAGAGCCAAGUCCAUGGCCAGAUUUUCAGUCUUGAUCUUGGAGGUAUAUCUGCUAUUGUACUGAAUGGUUAUGAUGCCGUAAAAGAAUGCCUGGUUCAUCAAAGUGAAGUUUUUGCAGACAGACCAUCUCUUCCUUUGUUCAAGAAGUUGACAAAUAUGGGAGGUUUAUUGAACUCCAGAUAUGGUAGAGGAUGGACAGAGCAUCGCAAGUUGGCUGUAAGCAGCUUUCGUUGUUUUGGAUAUGGUCAAAAGUCCUUUGAACACAAAAUUUCAGAAGAAUCCAUGUUUUUUCUUGAUGCCAUUGAUACAUACAAAGGCAGACCCUUUGAUCUUAAACACUUGAUAACAAAUGCAGUCUCAAACAUUACUAAUUUGAUUAUCUUUGGAGAACGUUUUACAUAUGAAGACACUGAAUUUCAGCACAUGAUAGAGAUUUUUAGUGAAAACAUUGAAUUAGUUGCUAGUGCUUCAGUGUUCUUGUAUAAUUCUUUUCCCUGGAUUGGCAUAUUACCCUUUGGAAAACAUCAACAACUGUUUAAGAAUGCAGCUGAAGUCUAUAACUUUUUGCUUGAACUUAUUGAGCGUGUUUCUAAAAACAGGAAGCCUCAGUCACCUCGACAUUUCAUUGAUGCAUAUCUAGAUGAAAUGGAUCGAAGUGAAAAUGAUCCAGAGUCUACAUAUUCAACCAAAAAUUUAAUUUUCUCUGUUGGAGAACUCAUCAUAGCUGGAACAGAAACCACAACUAAUGUUUUAAGAUGGGCAGUAUUGUUUAUGGCUCUUUAUCCGAACAUUCAAGGGCAAGUUCAUAAAGAAAUUGAUUUGGUUGUGGGUCCAAACAAAACACCUUCUUUAGAAGAGAAAUGCAAAAUGCCUUACACUGAAGCAGUUCUACAUGAAAUUUUAAGGUUCUGUAAUAUAGCUCCAUUAGGUAUUUUCCAUGCAACUUCUAAGGAUACAGUUGUGCGUGGUUAUUCUAUCCCUGAAGGCACUACAAUAAUUACAAACCUCUAUUCUGUACACUUCGAUGAAAAGUACUGGAGUAACCCAGAAGUGUUUUAUCCUGAACGGUUUUUGGACAGCAGUGGGCAGUUCAUCAAGAAAGAUGCAUUUGUUCCUUUUUCACUAGGAAGAAGACAUUGUCUUGGAGAACAACUGGCCAGGAUGGAAAUGUUUUUGUUUUUUACUUCAUUACUUCAGCGAUUUCACCUGCAUUUUCCACAUGCUUUGAUUCCCAAUCUGAAGCCAAAAUUAGGCAUGACAUUACAACCACAGCCAUAUCUCAUCUGUGCUGAAAGACGUUAAAGCAUAUGAGCCAAACUCUCAGCUGGUGUAAAUUGGAAUAGCUCCACUGAAUAAAUGGAGCUGCACCAACUUACAGCAGCUGAGUAUCUGGCCCCAUCUUUUAUUUAUAACUAUCUUGUUUGUAGUCUUGUCAAAAGAACAAGAAUUCUAAACACUCUCUGUUAAAGGACUUACACACAAAUUUUGUCUUAUUCAUAGGUUUUAGGUAUUUAAUGUAUUUGUAUGUAAUUUUCACAAAAAAGGCUUUAAUACUCUUCAUGUGUUUAAAGAUUCUGUUCUCACUUCAAAAAUCUAGAUCAGGUUCCAUUUCUCGUUUCAACUUUUCAAGAUUUCAUUGAAUUACCCUUGUGACAGGGUCAGGCUAGAUGGCUACAGGAGAGUGAUAGAAGGUAGAUAUAUUAGCCCCAGGUUAAGCAGAUCCCUUUACUCUGAGUAAGAUAAUGGGCUGUUCCAGAACAAUCAGGAAGUUUCUGGAACCAAUUGAGGCAGGCUAAUUAGGACACCUCGAGCCAAUAAAGAAGCUACCAGAAUCAAUUAGGACAGGCAGGCUAAUCAGGGCACCUGGUUUUAAAAAGGACCUCACUUCAGUUAGUGAGGUGCGUGCGAGGAGCUGGGAGCAAGAGGCGCAAGAAGCUAAGAGUGAGUAGGCGUACUGCUGGAGGACUGCGAAGAACAAGCGUUAACCAGACAUCAGGACAAAGGUCCUAUGGUGAGAAUAAAGAAGGUGUUGGGAGGAGGCCAUGGGGAUGUAGCCCAGGGAGUUGUAGCUGUCACCCAGCUGUUACAAGAGACACUGUACACAGUUGCAAUCCACAGGGCCUUGGGCUGGAACCCGGAGUAGAGGGCUGGCCCGGGUUCCCCCCAUCCCUCUUAACUCCCUAUUUGAGACAAGAGGAGGUGACCUGGACUGUGGGGAAGGUCCUUAGCCUAUCCCCUGACCCACUAGGUCGACCAGCAGAGACUGUGGGGAUUGUUUUACUCCCCUUUCCCCAUGCUGGCCAGUGAUGAGGUUAGCCGAGUGAACAGCAGGUUUGAGCCACUAGCAAAAGUGGCCAAACUGAGGGCUGCCGUGAAUCUCUGAGGCGAGCAAAUCCGCCAAUAAGCGCAGGACCUACCAAGGAAGAGGAGGAACUUUGUCACACCCUAUUUAAAGAUUAUUAAAAAAUUCAGCUACUGCCACACACAAUAUUUUCUAUUAUUCAUGAUAUUUAAAUAACGUUGAGAAAAAUAGUUUUUAAAGUUUUUAACAUAAGCGGAAAACUGUUUUUAGUUUGGGAGAAUGUUCUGAUAAAUUUGGAGAGCUUGGAUGAAACCUGUUGCAGUCAGAGUCCUCUCAUGAAAUCUCAAAUAAUAAAAAACUGCCCCAAACAAACUUAUUUUUAGAGUACUUCAUUAAAAAUAUAUUAACCCCAUUUUUCAUUAAAAACCCUUUUUGAAAUAUGUUGUAAUAAUUCCUAUCUAUAUAUUCUUCCUUGACAAAUCCCAUCUUGUCCACUUGUAUUCAUUCACAAUGCUGCUGCAAAGAUAAUUUUUCUGGCAUGACACGUCAAGUAUAUCACCCCUCUUUUUACAUCAUUCUGGUUAUUCCACGUUUGCCACUGCAUCAAAUAACAACUACAUGUCUUCACUUUUAAGGAACUUCAUAGCCUAUACCCACCCUAUCCAGCAUGCCUUAUAUGCUGUCAGAAUGUUGAAUCAUACCUCUGCUCUGACAGUUAUGGCAGCCCUCAUUGCCCAUUUGUUACAUUUUCAAACAAGCACCUUCUUGUGGCUCCCCAUGCCAUCCUAUCUACUGUUAAAAAUGUGUGACUUAUUUCUAGUUUAACCUGGCAUACCUUUAACUUCCAGCUAUUGGAUUUGUUAUACAUUUUUCUGCUAGACUGAAGAGCCCUCUAUUAUCAAUUUCUGCUCCUCAUGUAAAUAAGUACAUAUAUACUAUGAUCAAGUUGCCCCUAAAUUGUCAGUUUGGUAAGAUGGAGCUCCUUGAGUCUUUCACUGGAAAGUGGGGUGGUUUUUUUUCCAUUAUUUUAAUUCUUGUGGCUCUUCUCUGAACCCCUUCCAGUUUUUCAACAUCUUUCUUGAAUUGUGAACAUCAGAACUGGAUGCAAUAUUCCAGUAGUGAUAGAUCAGUGCCGAAUACAGAGUUAAUAUAAACUCUCUACUCCUACUCCAUAUUCUUCUGUUUAUACAUCCAAGAAUCACAUUAGCCCAGUAGUUCUUAGACUUUUUGCCAGCACAACCCCAUUUUAAUAAAUUAUUUUCUUCCGGGGCCCCAGACAGCAUAGCGGAUGCCAUUUUGAUCAGCAUUAAUUAUAUUACCCUCCUUUAAUUCUUAAUGGAGUCCAGUAUCAGCUGUUCCAAAAUUUUUGCCAGGAUCAUUGUCAUUCUGUAAAGUCUUGUAAUUACCUGGGUGAUCGAAUUUACUAUUUUAAAAUACUGUCACAACAUUAUCUUUCUUCCAAUCCUCUGGAAGUUCGCCAGUGUUCCAAGAGUUACUAAAAAUCAGGUACUGGACAUUACUGAUCCAGAUUGCUCCUGGGCCAACACUUUUAAAACCCUUGGAUGUAUUUUACUCAGACCUGCAGAUAUCAAAAUGUGUAACUUCAAUAGUUGCUAUUUAACAUCCUCCUGAGUUACUGUUAGAAUGGAAAGUAUUUAUGUCAUCAUCAUGUGGCUUUUUCCCAGAUACAGAACAGAAAUAUUUGACAGCUUCUGCAUUUAUUAUUGACAACCCUAUCAUUUUCAUCUUGUAAUGGACCAACUCUAGGAUUCUUUGUAAUCUUAAUAUACGUAAACUCGUGAUUGUUGACACUUCUUGUGUCCUUUUGUUUCCCUUAUUAGUUUUCUGCAGUUCCUAACUUCUAAAUUAUAUUCAUUCCUGUCAGCUUCCCCAUUUUUCCAUUAAAAAAAUGUAACUGCCCUCACUUCUCCUUCAAGACAGGAUAGCCUUUUCUUCUCAUCACAGAAUGUAAGAAUGAAAAAAAAAAAUCCCUCCGUGUAAAAUUGUUCCCUAUGGUGAAUUUGCUAAUGUUUGUCCAGACUAGUUUUAAGUGUCCCAUAGGAGACUAUUAUGGAGCCUUAGAUGUCAGUAUAGGGAAUCUUUCUUAGAUUAAUCCUAAAUUUUACCUUCCUUAAUUUCAGCACAUUAAUCUUAGCUAAACUCCCCUUAGCUAUGCCUCCCUCAUACCACAACAAACAAUUCCUGUUCCCCUUUGAUGUUGUCUCCCUUCAAAUAUUUGUAAAUUUAUAUGCUCCCCAUCCUUGUGCUAAAUUUACAUAUCGUUAGCUUUUUAAAUCUGUCCUCAAAAUCCAGUACCCAGAUCAUUUGUUGCUCUUUUCUGGACUCUCUCCAAUGUAUUAAUAUCUUUCUGGUAUUGAGGUGUCCAGAACUGAAGGCAGAGUUUCCAGAUACAGUUGCAUUAGAACCAGAGAGAAGGGAACUAUUACCUUUUUCACUCAUAAUGUGCUGCCCCUGCAUAUGCAAUUAAAAAUAGCCUUGGGAAAACUAAAUUGCAAAUUCUUGUGUAAUUGGUUGUCUAUUAUGAUUCCUAGUACACUUUUAGUAUGACAUCUUUACAGGUUUCUCUUUCCUAUUGAGUAUCUCUUAAAAAUUAUUUCCCCCAGAUUAUGGAUUAGUUUAAACUCUUGUGUAUACCUUGUAUCAUUUCUCUGUUCUGAGUACCGUUUGUAAAUGAGGGCCAGAUCCUGUUACUCCUCUUCAUGUAAGUAGUUCCAUUAAUGCAGGCUUUUCUCUGAAUUCCGUCUACUAUUUUUUCUUUCUUUGUUUCUACUAUUGAGAUGCCCAGAAUUGAAAUCAGUAUCGUAGGUGUAGUCUUAUCAGGAGCCACAUUGACUUAAUGCUACUUCACGUUCAGCCCAAUAUUCCAUUAGUUUGGCCCUGCCAUAUCCACAGAUGCCAGUUGACAAAAGCAGGCAGAUAGCACGCUACUUUGUGAACACAGCUAGUCUACAUGAAAAUGUGCUCGUACUACAGUUACCUCAUCCUCCGUCUCCCCUUCCCUACCUCUUUGUUUGUUCAGGCACUCCUCAUAUCUUGUCAUUAACCUAAAUUUCAUUUUUUUUUAGGGCUGGGACUAUCUUUCCUGUGUUGUUACAGUGCCUAACACAGGGGUCGGCAACCUUUCAGAUUCACUCUAAUUUAAGGUUUCGCAUGCCAGUAAUACAUUUUAACAAGGUCUCUUUCUAUAAGUCUAUAAUAUGUAACUAAACUAUUGUUGUAUGUAAAGUAAAUAAGGUUUUUAAAAUGUUUAAGAAGCUUCAUUUAAAAUUACAUUAAAAUGCAGCUCUUAUCAGUUUAGUGUGAUCCAUGCCCUUGGAUUUCAUUGCUGAGUUUUCCAAUGUCUGGCACGUAUUUGGAUACUUAUAGCUGCACACAGGCUUCUGAGUGAUCAGUUGUUAACCGGCUCCAAGAGGGACAGAGAACAGAUUUUGUGUGUGAAAAUACCUGUUCACACAGGUAUGUGGAUCCAAAUGCUGAAAGCAUUGCAAAUGCAAUUUUCUUCAAACAGUUAAAUUUCACUGGCAGGGACGUCCAGCAGGUUAGAACAGAGGUCCCAUGAUCUUUCUCGGUAGCUGCAAGUGCACUCCGCAGAUCUCCAAACUUUGAUGCCCACAAUUCUGAGCUUUUUAACUGAAUGAGCUGCAUUUCGAAAUCUGCAACACCCAUCCACUGAAAUACAGACAAAUCCAAGUUGCUGUCAUUUAACUUUUCAGGUUUAAUUAGAAAAGAAAGCAUUGGGCCAAAUUGCUGGAAAUCUUGAAAUCUGUCAGAAAAUUCUGAUUCCAGUUCUUGCACGUACAUUCUAAUCUCAACAUCAAACGCAGUGCGCUGUUCCACGUGGCGUGAUAGUGAUGUAAGCAACAAAUCAGGACUUAAAAAUAUCCCAGUACAGUGGCGCUGGAACAAUUUUUAAGGUGGGGGUGCUGAGUUGUGCCCCCUCUUGCCCCUGUCUGCACCCUUCCCUGCCCCAGGCUGGGGCCAGUGGGCCACAGCUGGGGGUGGCUGCAGGCUGGUGGCCGGGGGCCGGCGGGCAGAACCCUGGCUGGCAGGGGGCUGGUGGCCGGUACCCCAGACCAGCAGGGGAGUGGCCAGGACCCGGGCAGUGUGAGUGCCACUGAAAAUCGGCGUGCCAUAGUUUGCCUACCCCUGACCUAACAGAAUGGGUCACAUGUCCCUGAUUGGGGCCUCUAAAUACUACUGUAAUAUAAAUUGCAGUCCAUUAUCACCACUAGGUCUGUCUCCCCACAUUAUCUGUUCUCAUAUGCAAUUAUAAAUUUUAUAUAGUAUAUAUAAAGGUCUCUAUAUCCACAGUGUCUGUGUGUUUGGAUGAAUGUUUUGUGUUUAACCGUAUUAUAACUUUUUACAUUAGCAUUAUCAUCACAUGAAAAACUGUUGGGUUGGAAGACUGAAAAACUACACAAUUAUUAAAAUAUAAAUAAGAAUGUGUAAUUAAAUACAUGCAUAGUUAAAUUCUUAUUUUAGUUCUAAUUUAUAGAUGAAUGCUGGGGCCAGAUUUUCUGUGGGUAUUACUCUUAAUUCUGUGUGCCAAAACAGAAGCUGAUGCUGCACAUUUCAAGUGUUCUUGAAAAUUUCUGCUUUUCCUCAGUUCUGUGCUUAACAGUCUUUUUGUGGGUUACCCAUCUCCUUUAAACUAGGGGGCACAACCCAAUUUGUCAUUCCUAUAUUUGGGAUGGACCAUUCCACUUAAACCACCAGAUGGUUGUAUUCCCAAAGCUAUAACAGUAUCAUGAAAAAUUACUAAAUAUUAAACCUACUAACUAAAAUUUGGCAAUUUUCUUUAAAUGUUAACCUUACAGUAGAAGGGAGAAAUAGCUUUUGAGAAACCAAAUCAGUAUUAUGUCUGGAAUAUGGAAUUAGAAAAUACAGAAAUCAGGAGAACAGAAAUUAGACCCCAAAAUGUGUUUGCUCUCUGUUUCUGCAUAUAUUAGUCCUUACUCUGUGAUACAAACUCCUGAAAUAUCACAAAGGUGGGAGCCAUUUUGACUCAAAAAUAUCUUAGAAAAAAUUUGCAUUACUAAGAGACUACAGAUUACAAUGCUGUUCUCCUGAAUGGUUCAUUCAUGGAUGAGGAGAUCUGUCUUUUCAUGAGACCUAGAAUUUCUUACAUUGUAUCCACAAACUUAGUCUAGUAUGCUGUAAUAUCUCAGGGAGGAAGACUGGUUUUCCAGCAUACAUGUCUUGGUCUCUAUGCUGCUAUUAAAGAUAACAAGCUUGCUUUCUGUACCU
Messenger RNA from Caretta caretta (loggerhead turtle), 7796 nucleotides. RefSeq names its product cytochrome P450 family 2 subfamily R member 1 (gene CYP2R1). Gene Ontology annotation, molecular function: oxidoreductase activity, acting on paired donors, with incorporation or reduction of molecular oxygen, reduced flavin or flavoprotein as one donor, and incorporation of one atom of oxygen; iron ion binding; heme binding. Gene Ontology annotation, biological process: xenobiotic metabolic process. The record is from RefSeq and is a predicted model, not a curated record. NCBI's taxonomy places the organism in Eukaryota, Metazoa, Chordata, Testudines, Cheloniidae. Gene Ontology annotation, cellular component: cytoplasm; intracellular membrane-bounded organelle.